UGGACUUCAUUUUCAUUCCCCAUUACUUCACAACUUGAUUUUAUUUAGCCACUCUCCUGUCGGUUCUGGUGCACAUUACUAGCAUCCAUCCCAGUUAAGGCGGAUGGAUGUCUGCACAAGGAAGACAGGAGCAGAGUUGUAGAAGCCCUUGAGGGAUCUUCCUGCAUGUUUGGAAGAGAUAAGUGAAAAGGAUGUGGGAAUGGAAGGGGUGGGCUUGUCACUACUAACACUUCCUAGGGGGGUGAAUUUACACCUUUUUUUGUGGUGGAGGCGGACUGACAAACUUCAAGACUGGCACAGAAGAAGCAGAGCAAGGAUGGCGUUUUAGAACCCACAACAUUGGCCAUCUUGGGGGGAAGGGGGUUAUUGCAUGCUCACGCACAUGCACAUAAAAGCCUCCAUUUUUCUUGACUUGAUGAAGACAUAAAGGCCUGUUGAGCUCCCAUGUUUUUUGAAGGUGGGCGACUUGCUUGUGACAUUAUAGCAGACUCCAUUUUCUGUGGCCAAAUGACAGCUUGACCCAGUUGUUACUCCAACCAGAGGGCAUCGUCUUGAAUGUCUCUUUGUAGUGCCACAGCCAACGCAAAAAUGAUGGCGGCUUACAAUGGCGGUACAUCUGCAGCAGCAGCAGGUCACCACCACCACCAUCACCAUCACCUUUCUCAUCUGCCCCCUCCUCAUCUCCAUCACCACCACCACUCUCAGCACCACCUGCACCCAGGCUCUGCAGCUGCAGUACAUCCUGUACAGCAGCAUGCUUCUUCGGCAGCGGCGGCUGCAGCAGCAGCGGCUGCUGCAGCAGCAAUGUUAAACCCAGGGCAGCAGCAGCCAUAUUUUCCAUCUCCAGCACCAGGUCAGGCCCCUGGACCAGCAGCAGCAGCAGCCCCAGCUCAGGUACAAGCCGCCACAGCUGCUGCAGUAAAAGCUCACCAUCAUCAGCACUCGCAUCAUCCACAGCAGCAACUGGAUAUUGAGCCAGACAGGCCUAUUGGAUAUGGUGCCUUUGGUGUAGUCUGGUCUGUAACAGAUCCACGAGAUGGAAAGAGAGUUGCACUCAAAAAGAUGCCCAACGUCUUCCAAAACUUGGUCUCUUGCAAAAGGGUCUUCCGUGAAUUGAAGAUGUUGUGUUUUUUCAAGCAUGACAAUGUACUCUCUGCUCUCGACAUACUCCAACCACCACACAUUGACUACUUUGAAGAAAUAUACGUUGUCACAGAGUUGAUGCAAAGCGACCUCCAUAAGAUUAUCGUCUCUCCUCAGCCUCUCAGCUCGGAUCAUGUCAAAGUUUUCCUUUACCAGAUUUUAAGAGGUCUGAAAUACCUACAUUCCGCUGGUAUUUUGCAUCGAGACAUUAAACCAGGAAACCUGCUAGUGAACAGCAACUGUGUUCUUAAGAUUUGUGAUUUUGGAUUGGCCAGGGUGGAAGAAUUAGAUGAAUCUCGUCACAUGACUCAGGAAGUUGUCACUCAGUAUUAUCGGGCUCCGGAAAUCCUGAUGGGCAGCCGUCACUAUAGCAGUGCUAUCGACAUCUGGUCCGUAGGCUGCAUAUUUGCAGAACUGCUCGGACGAAGAAUACUGUUUCAAGCGCAAAGUCCCAUUCAGCAGUUGGACUUGAUCACAGAUCUGUUGGGAACACCAUCACUGGAAGCAAUGAGGACGGCUUGUGAAGGCGCCAAGGCACACAUACUCAGGGGUCCUCAUAAACAGCCAUCCCUUCCUGUCCUGUAUACAUUAUCUAGCCAAGCUACACAUGAAGCUGUUCAUCUCCUUUGUAGGAUGUUGGUCUUUGAUCCAUCCAAAAGAAUAUCCGCUAAGGAUGCCUUAGCUCAUCCAUAUCUUGAUGAAGGGCGUUUGAGAUAUCACACCUGUAUGUGCAAAUGUUGUUUUUCCACGUCAACUGGAAGAGUUUACACGAGUGAUUUUGAACCCAUCACGAAUCCCAAAUUUGAUGAUACUUUCGAAAAGAACCUCAGUUCUGUUCGGCAAGUUAAAGAAAUAAUUCAUCAGUUCAUUUUGGAACAGCAGAAAGGAAACCGAGUGCCGCUGUGCAUCAACCCGCAAUCUGCUGCUUUUAAGAGCUUUAUUAGGUAACUUUCCACUGUUGCUCAGCCGUCUGAGAUGCCGCCGUCUCCACUGGUUUGGGAGUAAAUGUGGAAGACUUUUUUAAAAUGUACUACUGAAGACAUAAUGUAGCUUUCCACUGGAUUCUGGGAUUUGCAAUUCUGGAGGUUUAAUCAUGCUUGUACUGUAAUUUUACUAACGAAGUUUUAAAAUUUAACAACCACUAUCCUUGUAUGAUAUACGAAUAAGAGUUAGAAAUGUUAACUAGACUUUUAAUCUUGUCAAGGGUGGGGUUGUGCUUUUAGAAGAAAAAUAUUUUAUCCAGAGUUGCACUUGGUUUUUAUGAAUUUUAGUGCAGCUGUGAUUUUUUGCUUGGCUCUGAACAAAACUGAAGAUUGAACCAAAUUGGGAAAGUUGCUAUUUUUGUGUUCCUUCCCCCCCUUCUUUCUCUUCCUGCCCCACUUUUCCCCCUUCAGAUAAAGUGAGAUUGUGCAA
Euleptes europaea (tarantolino) is the source of this 2556-nucleotide messenger RNA. It is a transcript of the gene NLK, whose product is annotated as nemo like kinase. The coding region runs from base 556 to 2091 and encodes 511 amino acids. The transcript has 11 exons. Gene Ontology annotation, molecular function: MAP kinase activity; ATP binding. The record is from RefSeq and is a predicted model, not a curated record. Gene Ontology annotation, cellular component: cytoplasm; nucleus. NCBI's taxonomy places the organism in Eukaryota, Metazoa, Chordata, Lepidosauria, Squamata, Sphaerodactylidae. Gene Ontology annotation, biological process: protein phosphorylation; intracellular signal transduction.